AAAGCACUUGAGUGGGGACGGCGCGGGUCGCGCUGCCCGGGGAGCCGUAGCCGCUCGGCUCCCUCGCGCUCCACCUCUCGCGGGAUCCGCGCCCCACUCGACGCCAGCUGUCUCGGCCGGCUGCCCCGCUGGCGGGGUGGGGGCCGCCAUGGUGCACAUCCUGCACCAGAGCCUGUCGCCGCGAUCCAUGGACCCUCCGGACGCUCGCCAGGAUGCCCGGGGCUGCUGUGUGGUGCAGGAGGAGGCAUCUCCCUAUUCUUUGAUCAACAUCUGCUUGAAUGUCCUGAUAGCUAAUCUGGAGAAAGUGUGUUUUGAAAGAUCUGACGGAACUCUUUGUCUUCCGGAGCAUUGGUGUUUCCCUCAGGAAGUAGCUGACAGAUUCCUUGGGGUGAUGACUUGCCAAGGUAAGCUGACUGAUAGAACAGCAAGUAUUUUCCAAGGCAACCAAAUGAAACUGAAACUGGUCAAUAUUCAGAAAGCUAAAAUCUCUACUGCUGCAUUCAUAAAAGCCUUCUGCCAUCAUAAACUCACUGAACUGGAUGCCACUGAAGUGCACAAUGACCUCCCGAUCUCAGAUAUCAUAAGUGGGCUGUGCAGCAAUAGUUGGAUCCAGCAAAACCUCCAGUGUCUCCUUUUGGAUUCAGCAAGCAUUCCUCAAGAUUCAAGACUUCUCUUCAUUGGUCAGCUCACUGGCCUUCGGGUUCUAAGUGUUUUCAAUGUUCGUUUUUACAGCGAAGAUUUGGCUAAUGUUUCUCAGUUACCAAGACUAGAAAGCUUGGAUAUCUCCAAUACUUUGGUCACUAACAUCUCUGCUCUCCUUACCUGUAAAGAUCGACUCAAAUCUCUCACAAUGCAUUAUCUGAAAUGCCUGACCAUGACUAAAUCACAGAUUCUCGAAGUAAUUAGAGAACUUAAAUGUCUGCUUCACCUUGAUAUUUCUGACCACAGGCAACUCAGAUCAGAGCUUGCUUUUCAUCUGCUGCAGCAGGAGGAUAUUCUGCCCAAUAUUGUGUCGUUGGAUAUCUCAGGGGCCAGUGCCAUCACUGAUGAAGCUGUAGAACUGUUUAUACAGCAGCGGCCCAAGAUGCAGUUUGUGGGACUGCUGGCCACAGAUGCUGGUUAUUCUGACUUCUUUACUACUAAGGAAGGUUUGAGGGUUGCUGGCGAAGCCAAUAUGAGUCAGAUUUCAGAAGCACUGAGCCAAUAUAGGAAUAGGUUAUGUUUUAUGAAGGAAGCCCUCUACAGGCUUUUUACAGCAACAUUUUCAGUGCAAGUAACUAUGCCUGCCAUUUUAAAGCUUGUGGCUGUAGGAAUGAGGAAUCAUCCAUUUGAUUUGUCAGUGCAAUUCACAGCCAGUGCUUGCGUUCUCAAUCUAACACGCCAGGGACUGGCCAGGGGGAUGCCUGUCCGUCUGUUGUCAGAAGUCACCUGUCUACUUUUCAAGGCUCUGAAAACUUUCCCCCAUUACCAGCAGUUACAGAAGAAUUGUCUUCUCUCCUUAACCAAUUCCAGGAUUCUUGUGGAUGUUCCAUUUGACAGGCUUGAUGCUGCCAAGUUUGUUAUCAGAUGCCUCUGUGAAAAUGAAGACCCCAAGAUACAGACAAUGACAGUGAGCAUCAUCUCUAUUCUAGCCCUGCAGCUCUCAUCUGACCAAAUCACACAACUUGAAGAACUCUCCAUGGCAGUCAAGAAACUUCUCACUAUAGUAAAGCAGAAGACUUCUGAGACUUCAGAUGAUGUCACCUUCUUGUUUACUUUGAAAGCACUUUGGAAUCUGACAGAUGCCUCUCCCACUGCCUGCAAGUACUUUGUUGAAAAUCAAGGCUUACCGAUCUUCAUCCAAGUUUUAGAGACUUUUUUACAGCCAACAAUACAAAACAAAGUUCUUGGUCUAUUGAACAACAUAGCUGAAGUCAAAGAGCUCUCUUCCAUGUUGGUGACUGAAGAUGUAGUAAGGCAUAUCAGCAGCUUGCUCCAUAGCAAAGAAAUGGAAAUCAGCUACUUCGCUGCAGGCAUCAUAGCUCAUGUGACAUCUCACCAAGAGCCCUGGAUAUGCCGUGGCCUUCAGAGGAAUGCUCUUCUCCGGGACUUGUAUGAAACUGUCCAGAAUUGGCCUAGUUCAAGUUGUAAGAUGACAGCAUUGGUGACCUACAGAUCCUUCAAGUCCUUUUUCCCACUCCUUGGCAACUUCUCUCAACCAGAGAUCCAGCUGUGGGCAUUAUGGGCAAUAUAUCAUGUCUGCAUUAAAAACCCCAGCAAAUACUGCAAAAUGUUAGUCGAAGAAGAAGGAUUGCAGCUUCUGUAUGACAUCCAGGAGCACAGUGAGGCACACUCGCAAGCACAGAAGAUUGCAACCUCCGUUUUAGAUGACUUCAAGAUGCAUUUCAUGAACUAUCAAAGGUCUAUGUGUUGAGUGCUCUUAGCCUAGGAGGCUCAAAAGAUGUUUUUUGUUUGUUUGUUUUUUCCAAUGUCAGAUAUUCUGCCAUGUCAGCAGUUCAGUGUUGAAAUUUGUGUUUAUCAGUUGGGCUACCUCAUUGGUUUUAUUGUUGAUAUUGUAUAAGUUUUGAAAGUUUGGAUUUAUAUGAUAGCUACACUCCCAAAUCAAUUUGAAGCCAUCCCAGGAACCACCUCACUAGCAAUUUUGAGAAAUCAAGCCCUAAACUCCGGGAAGACCUGUGAUGUGAGCUUGCACUGGAAUAGCUGCGCCAGCUACUCUGUCUGCUUGUCGACUUGGGCUUCGUCAAAAGGGAAAAACCCACAGGGAGACCUUUACAUUUUUUUGUUAAAUUUUAUGUUUAAAAGAAUCUCCUGAGAUGUUACUGCUGGUUCUGUGAGACACUGGAAAAGGAAUCCAUGAACAAUGUUCCAGGAAAUAUGUACUCAAAUACUUUGUUUGAAAUGAAAAACCUCUGCUAGGAGGAAAAAGAUAUUUAUUUUUACAGAUACUAAAGUACCUCCCACACUUACGUGGCAGAAGAAAAGUUUAUUUUUUAUAGUUUGGGAUAUAUUCUAUCUUUGGCCUCCCUGCCCCUCUAACUUUACACUUUACACCAAACGAGUAUAGUGUUCUGCCUAAUGGAUGUCCUGGUGUGUGUGGUGGAGACUGUAGUUCUCAAAGAUUUGUUUCUAAGUAGGAUUAUGACCAAUACCAAGAGAAAGAAACAAAAACUUUGCCAAAGUUUUAAGAAGUGCUCUUACCUAGCAUAGAGAUUAGGAAAAAAAUUUUUUUUCCCCAAAAUCUAAAUUCAAUCAGAAUAUAAAGUAUUGCAAGUUGUCAUUUGUAUCCUGCAAAGCUUUUCUGUGGAAUAGGGUAUGAACUCCUUCCUUGUGUUGUUGAUGGCUGAUGAGACAUCUCGUACCAUCCAUCUGUUUACUUCUCUAAUCUUAACUUUAGUGUUAAGAGAUAGCUUGAUUGGUAUGGUGUGGCCCUUACCAUACACAAAGCACCAGAGGAUCUCCAUAGAUGAUAGAAUGGUACUGUGGUCUCUUCUCUAUCUAUCUGUCUCUCUACCUGAAAUAAAAAGAAUGAAAUAACUACAACCCAGGAGGUGGAGUAAGUGCACUAAGUAUUAGGCCCUUAAGAGUGAGGGCAUGAGUUUAUAUACUCAUGUACAACAUCAUAUGUACUAGAGUGAUGCUCUGCCUCAUUCUUUCAUUAAUAAAUAAUCUUAAAAAGAGGUGAAAAACUGGCAUGGAGCAGUGACUCAUGUAUGCACAAUGCCUUGGCAUCUUUAUUUUAUUGGCAGCAUUUUUACGACUAGAUUUUCUUUUGUCUCUUAACUGACAGGGCCCAGACUGGAUUGGAAUGCCAUGUGUACUGUGUUGGGAUCAAAUGAGAAAGGGCGGCUUACUUAAAUACUGUUUUUAUCUGUUUUAAAAUCUACUUGAUUUAUUUAUUGGAUAGAGACAGAAAUGGAGAUGGAAGGGAGAGAGAAGGAAAGAGAGAGGGGAUACCUACAGCACUGUCUCGCCACUUACGAAGCUUCCCUUGAAUCUGGGUCCUUGCACAUGGUAACUGAUGUGUUCAGCUGAGCCACCACCUGGCCCUACACCAUUAUUUUAAACUGUUGUUUACUUAUAUCACUGAAUAAAAGGAAUUUGUAACCUG
Molecule: messenger RNA, 4108 nt
Organism: Erinaceus europaeus (western European hedgehog)
Lineage: Eukaryota; Metazoa; Chordata; Mammalia; Eulipotyphla; Erinaceidae
Gene: ZYG11A
Product: zyg-11 family member A, cell cycle regulator
Exons: 15
Coding region: 149-2413 (754 amino acids)
Cellular component (GO): Cul2-RING ubiquitin ligase complex
Molecular function (GO): protein binding
Source: RefSeq, a predicted model, not a curated record